CUUCUCCGCCCUUAUCUCCAGUCACAGGAACGUGUUGGGCCGCACCCUUGAGGGUCACUGGCAACAUCGAUAGACAAGAAUUUCUAAGACCGCAUCUGUUUGCAUUUCCUUCGUGCUGCAUCUUUUCGCGGAAAAUAUUCAGUAAAUAAGCAUGGAGAGUCAACAGGUCAUCCUUUUUUUUCUCUUUUCAAUUUUGGAUUCCUUAUUGACUCAAGACCAUCACUGCGAACAGGGGACCAUCUGUCCUUCAGAGAAGCAAAUGGUCUUUACCGCUGCAACAGAAAUCCCUCGCAGUAUAAGGCCAGGCGUGACCAAAGUCGUCUUUUUGGACAGCAACCUCAAAACAAUCCCCAAAGGAGCCUUUGUGGAAAACCCCCACUUGGAAACGGUGGAUUUCAUGAACACAAACAUCUCCGCUAUUGAGCCAGGAGCUUUUGAAGGUCUGGUGAAUAUGAAGGACAUUGAGAUUUCCAACACGCCUCUGACGUCCAUGCCUGUAGGAGUCUUUGCAGGCCUUAGCAACAUGGAGAAAAUUGUUCUAAAGUCAAACAAGAUCCGUAAUCUUGAGCGAGGGUUGUUUGAUGGUCUUAAAAAGGUAAGAGAGCUCCAGUUACAUGGAAAUGAGAUUGCAGCCAUUGAAGAUGGGACUUUUGAUAGCCUUGAGAACCUCAUGGUCCUCCAUCUGGCUAAAAAUCGCCUCACUGCUGUAAAAACCGACUGGUUCUCCAAGCUAAGCAAACUGGCCACGUUGCGGCUUUACGAAAAUCAACUAACUGCUCUUCCAGAAGACAUUUUUCAUAAUUUACCAAAUUUAAAAGAGAUUUCUUUGAAAAGCAACAAAUUAACUGCAUUAUCAGCCAAUCAGUUUCCAUAUAAAGACAAACUCACAAAGAUUGCCUUGGAGGACAAUCUCUUUACAAAUUUUCCAGAAGAAUUUUUUGUCGGUUUCCCGAAUCUCAAAACAUUGACCGUGUUCAACAAUAAACUAUCAAGCCUUCCACCUGUGCUAUUUGGUGAACUGACCAAAAUGACGGAUUUAAGUUUUGCUCAAAACGAACUGAGCGACCUGCCAAAAGCAAUUCUCAGUCCUUUGAGUAAACUUUCCAAGCUCGAUCUAUCCAACAAUCACUUUGCUACUCUCUCGGCUGACUACUUUGAAGGACUCCAGAGACUCACCACUUUGAAUAUCCGAAACAACAAGAUCGACUCUUUGGGUUCAGAUGUUUUUGAAAAGAUUCCGACGCUGACCUCCCUGGACAUGUCGGGCAACAAUCUUGAAACACUCCCUCGGGAUAUUUUUGAACCUCUAACACAUCUCAGUAAAGUUGAUCUCCAUGACAACCCCUGGAAUUGUGACUGCAACCUUAUAUCCCUCCAUCAUUGGAUAAAAGCAAACUCUGCAAUCGUUCGUAAGCCAGUUGUCUGUCGGUAUCCAGAAGAUCUAAAAGAACAGGAGAUCAUGUCCUUGGUGGAGGAGCAAUUUGUAUGCCCUACUCUUGCGUUCACAACCACCACGUUGCCUACGACCGUUCUCACAAUUCUGCAACUAACCACUGCCCCCACAACAGCAAUGGCAACUACUACUUGCCCAACCACGUCUCCAUCAACUACACUUUCACCUACCACAACUACAGCUGAAGAAACGACGACUGACAUGAAAACAACAACGCAGAAAACAACACCAGCAACCGUCCCGACUACAUCAGUGCCGGCGGUCACAACAAGUGCACAAGUAACAACCGUACAGACAACCAUUGCGAUCACAACCGCGCCAGCUAGCACUGCGACGUCAACUCUACAAACAACUACAACCAUUUUAAUAACAACAGCUACACCUACUGUAACAUUGCCAGCAACCACGCCCACAACAAUGAUAACUACAACCACACCAGCUACCACUACACUAGCCAUCACAACUCUGCAAACAAGCACAAUGUCAAAAGCUUCACCCACGACCAUUUUGACAACAACAGCCAUUAUUACACCGGCAGCAACUACAGCCGCAACCACAUCACCCACAACCAUUUUGACAACACCCAUUAUUACAACGGCAGCAACCACAUCACCCAGCACCACAAUCGCAACGACCACAUGUACACCCACAACCCAGCUGACCACCACCCAAAAGACAACACCCCUCCCUAAAUCCACACCCCCGCUCGUUUUCACCUGUCCCAUACAACCCCAUCUCGAGAGCUCGCCCAGUUUGUUAUCAUACGAGGACACAAAAGCAGCAUGGAGGUGCAAAUCUCAGGCGCUCGUGUAUGUCACGCUUCUGCUGGUGGAGGUAACUUGCACAUUAGUGCUGGCUAAGUACAUCGUGUCUUUGUACCGCCUGCUGCUGGGCAGGGAGAGGAUGAAGCAUGAGGUCAAACUCACCCACUUCUCCUACAGGAAAGAAGUAAUUUUGAGGCCUUUGUAGGACUAUUUGAGAUAUUUCAAAUUGAUCAGAUCUCCUCAUUAGGUAUCAAAAUAAUUCAACUAUGGACACUUUUAUCAUCAUGCUGCCUUCGUCUUUGGGGACUGUGACUGCUGUGAAUUUGCUUGGCAAUUUGAUAAUGUAGAAUCAUAAACACUGACAGCAUUAUGUAUUGUUCAUACAUUUAAUAUAGUAAAUAUAAAGGCUACCAACCACACUUUUGCAUAAAUAUUGAUAGUGAAUUAAAAAUAGGCAAGACAUGCCCAGUCAUGAUUUAACCUGCUGAUGUGUUUUUGAAAAUGACCGUGGGUCGGCAUGACUAUUUCAAGAAAGAAAGGAAGCAGAGGAAAUCCUAUGAAGUGCACCACUUGGCUACUUACAGCAAGGGGAGCUAGAGAAUUAAUAUUUGUAACUUUACACUCCUAUAGUAUUUCUCACCAGCUAA
Molecule: messenger RNA, 2864 nt
Organism: Syngnathus acus (greater pipefish)
Lineage: Eukaryota; Metazoa; Chordata; Actinopteri; Syngnathiformes; Syngnathidae
Product: carboxypeptidase N subunit 2
Exons: 2
Coding region: 152-2422 (756 amino acids)
Cellular component (GO): extracellular matrix
Molecular function (GO): protein binding
Source: RefSeq, a predicted model, not a curated record